AGUCUUCCAAUUCCUCGUUUUCUUCUCCACUUUUUUAUAUGCGCAAGCCCCAAAAGCUCGGGAUCUUGUAAACUUUGACAACACGACGUUGAGAACUGAACCUUUCUUUCUUUGCAACAACCCUCACCUGUCACCCCGAGGUAUAACGAUAGGAUCCUCGCUUCCCUUUCCCCUCCCGUUACCUUAUUAUAUUGAGACAAGAGGUGUUGUAGUGAAAUUACCUUGGUCGCGUCUUUUUAGAACGCGGGUUGCUUUGGUUCUUUUUUUUUUUUCUUUUUCCCUCUUUUUUUUCACUUACAUAUCCGGUUACUGGUGCAAUACGACAACACCCAUCGAUACCACCAACUAUAUCUCCUCGCUCGAGAAUCGCAACGUAUCCGUGUCCUUCGAUCGCGACGCAAACAACUACGUUUCACAACAUCUCAAGUUGGAUGAUGGCGACAGAGCCAACCCUCCAGCCGGAUGAGUUAAUGAACGAGCCCGCCCUGAACCAGCAUGCUAUCGCAAUCGACAACACCCAAAAUGUCGGACCUUCCAGUGCUACUACAUUGAAUGGAGCAUCCGAUGCCGAAAACAAGCAAAUUGCGGAAAUCGUUGAUGAAAUUAUCAACUCGGCCGAGGUUAGUGUAAGCGGCGGGUCGGAUACAGAAACAUCAAAAGCUCGAUUAGGCGACAAAAGUCAUGCGCGAACAGCAUCGACCGUCAAGAAGCCACAGAGCUUCAAGUCUGUCUCGGUAAAUCGCACAUUUCUUGCUUCCAAGACUGCUGCGAACUCGACCUCGCGACCCGACUCUGCUGCAGGCUCAGCUUCUUCUACGCCGCAGCCUACUCCCACCAUCUCCGCUUCUCGUCUGAAGCUAGUUGCCAAGUCCGGAAGUAGCCUUGGUGGCUCAACCAAGACGCUCAGCAGCAAUGGUAAACCAGCCGCUGCUCCGGACCCAAACACGGUUUGGAACCGAAAUCGGCCUGUGUCACAGCCUGAGCAGAAAAAGCUAUCCGACGAGGAACUAAUGCAUAAAUACGGCAUACACAUGGCGGGUCGUCUAGGACCCGAGGAUACGAAGGGACAAUCAAAUUGGGCUGAUAUUGACGAUGAUGAGGAAUGGGCACCGGAUACCAUAACAUGGACCGAUGGAACCAAGAUUACAUUACCGCAAGCAGACGAGCCUGCCACUAGCCCUGUCCCUGGCCCAGUUCCCGCUGCACUCAGCAAAGAACCCUCCCCCGCUCCGCAGAAAGCCAAGUCUCCAGCGCCGAUUCCCAUCGCAACCGAAUCUCCACUCUCUAGACAAGGCGUUAUUUCCUCGGGAAAGAGCCUCGUAUUGAAGGGUGCGCCUGAAAAACCUACUCUAGUUGCGAAACCUCCCGCACCUCCGACACCCGCUAAGUCGCCUUGGGCACGUUUACCUCCGAUUGAAAAGGUGCCUCCUGUACAAUUAGAUACAUCUGCUCCACAGUCCGCCACACGUCCUCCGGCACGAGAUCCUAUCGCUACCCAGAGCGCAACACCCCCUCCAACUAAGGAAAUAGCUGCAGAUGACUUCAGUCGAUCCGGUUUUAGGGAAGGACAUGCUACUAACAAUAGCCAGCUCUUUAACUCUCACUCGGGACGAUACGAGCCAGUGCCAGAUCGAAGAGGUUCUAGAGGUGAUAUCCACGGUCGGCAGCCGGCUGUUCUACAGCGGCCCCAUCCUCACGACCAGCAAGGUCCCGCGGAACCCUCCGCUGCUUUCCAGACGAGCAGAACCGGUGGUCAUGAUGGUCCAUACGGUCAAGGUCCGUACGGCCGCCGCCGUGGUUCUUCGAAUGUUAGUGGCACUAGUGGUAGCUUCAUUCACAAAGUCGGCAAGCCUUACGAAAUUCAGCCACCCCCGGAGUUGCUACAGACUCGAUCCGGCUCCGUAAUUACUGGAGGUGCCGAGAGUCCAAUCUCCACCAGAACUUUCUCUCCAGCCACCACUCAGCAAACACCGAGUCUUCAGGCUGCUCAACCAUACCAACCACGACCGUCUCCUGGUCAAGUAUACGCUACUCCGCAAUAUGGCCCACAUGCUGGCGGCGCGCAACAGGUGCCACUGAACGAGGACGACUUUGUCAACCAGAAGAAGAUUAUGCGUGAACGUCGAGAACAGGCCAUUAGACGUAGACUUGAGCAGGAAGCCCGUGAAGAGGAAGCGCGUAAAGCUAGAAUUGCCGAGAAACUUAAGGCUAUGGGACCGGCCCCUGAGCGCAAGAGUGACAAGAAGGACGAGAAACCCGCUGAUACCGAUUCUCCGUCGUAUAGUCGAAGAAAUGAGGUGCCUACCAGCUUACGGCCGGGCCAAAGGGUACCCUCACAAGGGCCAGUUGAGCCCGGCUCUGUGGCAGCAAAUACUGCGACCGGUCUACCGUCUAACGUUGAUAGCCGAGUUAAUGGGGAGGCUAAACGAACCUUCGGCCAUGGCGAGAGGUCUCAGAGUCCAACUGCACAAAAUUCGAACACAACAAAGGCGCAACCUACAGCAUCCUGGCCUGAAGCACCACAGAAUUCAGAACGAUUUAAUACGUGGAGUGGUGGCGCUCAGAACACAUCUCGAAAUGUAUGGGGCGCCCCCGGAAAUGAUCGUUCCCUUGGAAAUGGUACUUUCAAUCCUGACUUAGGAACCUUGCCCGAUUCUCACCCAACUUCCAUCAACGAACGUAACCAUCGCCCAGCACCAAUCGGACCUCCUCGUUCCACGUCACAACAGCAUGCACGCCCCGAGCAACCAGCGAAUGGUCGAUUAGCGCCAAUUGGCCCACCCCGCGGUCGUCCCUCCCAAGCACCAAACCAAUCCGCGAAUAUGUGGAAUACUUUUGCCGCUAAUGUUGAAGAAGACGACCUCAGGAAGGAACGUGAAAGGCAACAAUUAUACGAAUCUCUCGCCGAUAAACCCUCAUUACCUUCGACUGAGACUUGGCAUGCUAGACGAGGAGGCAACAAGCGCGAUAUUACGCGAAGUUCAGCGAGUGACCAGAUGGAACCUCAAUUAAGUAGUUCGUCCGGUUCUAUGGCAAGGUCUGCUGCCACUGGGGAUGAGAAUAUCGUUCCAGAGCCCACGGCGGAUCAACGUGCCAAGUGGAAGGGUCUUAUGCCCCAUGAUUUUGCUGCUAGGGAUAGAGCUAGAGAAGGCACUGUAAGAGAAGGGCCUACAAGAGAAAUAGCCGGGACAUUCCACUCUAAAAUCAGUGGACCUCCUGCAUCGGGCUCAGCGAACCAACCUAGGAGCAGUUCGCGAUUUUUCCCUGCCACUCGAGAUGUACAGUCACAAGACCAUCAGUUCCAUGAACAAGUGCGCACGAAAUCCCCCACUCCACCUCCUCCGACGGCAGAUGGUCAUCCUGUAUUCGAUGGCGAUGUUACCCGUCCGCACGUGGCCCUGCCACCUGCUCGUCCAAUCGUCAAAUUGCCACCAAGCAAUUCUGUAGCCGCUAGUCCAGUCAUACCGUCCGCUAAACCCGCGCCGAUAUCGUUCGCUGCAGCAGCUGCAGCAGCACCCUCGAGAACACAUCCGCAAUCGGCAAACCCCCGGCCUUCUAGUAGAGGCAAGGGAUAUGGUGGAAUCCAGCAGACACCAUCUGAGCUCUUGACGCAAGAAAAUUGGCAGGAUAAGAUUAACAAUCUUAUGGGCAAAAAGUCGGCGUUACCAGCUAGAUCUAUGGCAGUGGAUUCCUCGAGUAGGAUUGCGUUGGAACAUUCACACUCGUAUGACCCCGCAACUGUGGCGCUUCCAGGUCUCUCGUAUUCGAUAAGUUCUGCGUCUAGUGAGAGCAGUGACUACACAAGUAGGGAAAUGGCGGAGGAGUGUUUUGGGGAGCAAGAAAUGGGAUCGCUGCCCGCUGUCCGUCUGCCUAGUGAAGCGCCGGACGCACUCUGGCAAGCCGUUGCGCCUAACUUCGAUCCCGCACCCGCCCGACUACGAGUCGAUCCAACAGUUGCUGAGGCGUUGAGAUUCGCGCCCGAUAUGUCCAACGGCAAGAGCGUAAUUCGAAUUAUGGGUCCCUUUAUGCCCGAGCCAAAGACUGUUCCGAUGCCUUUUGCGAAUAACAGAUCUACCAGUAACCCACGCCGUCUGGGUCCCCGAGGAGGGCCCAGACGUUUAUCGGGUCGUGGCGGACAACGUGGAGGUAGAGACUCUGAUCAUGGCAGCGAUCACACCUCGUCGCAAUCGCCCGGUCGCCCGCCGUCAACCCGUAGCGGACGUGGAAAUUAUAGACCCCGAACCGAGAACUGGGGCAGACACGCAUCUGCUACAUCAGCAGCUCAGUCGUGAGCCUGUCCUACGAGUUGGAUGAUUGAAAUAUAGCCAUCUACGUCCAACUACUCCACACUAAUUCAAUACGAUUCGACCGCGUUGAUUUCGUCCGCAUAGUCUACCUUGUCAACACUUUUCGCCUGUAUACUCAAUUGCGAUCAAGUGUUGCCAAUUUUAUCAUCCACUUGUUGUCACGGAUAACUGGCGUAUUCUAGGACAGCAAUCUGUACAACAGGGUUCUGAACACAUUUCUUCUAGGCAUUUCUCA
Messenger RNA from Hypoxylon trugodes, 4542 nucleotides. RefSeq lists its product as uncharacterized. The coding region runs from base 432 to 4292 and encodes 1286 amino acids. The transcript is spliced from 4 exons. NCBI's taxonomy places the organism in Eukaryota, Fungi, Ascomycota, Sordariomycetes, Xylariales, Hypoxylaceae. The record is from RefSeq and is a predicted model, not a curated record.